UACUUGCUUCCACCGAUCGCGCCAAUUCCGCGACACCUCAUAUCCAAAGACUCGCUUCAAAGACAUCACUUCCUUAACAUCGACCCCUCUGAUACUGAGUCAUACUUCUGCUGGCCACAAUCGCGCUCUCCUGACCCCAUCGAAUCCCCUAUCCGCGCGCUAGAGUUGCUGGCGGGGAAUAGCGAACUGUUGGAGAAGUUGAAUCACACCGUGAAUUAUGAUGGCGAUGCUGAGACGACCCGUGCACGCGUUCAAGUCGGCGAUAAUGUGCAAGUUGUCUUUGUAUGGCAGGAUGUUUCUGAGGAAAGCGCCUCGAUGGGCGGAUCGCGGGAGAGUGGAUGGCGCUUUCAUGAUGUGAAGCGAUUCACAGCUCCGUCGCAAGAGUCAUCGUUGAAACCGCAGGUUGAUGACUCUGAGCAGGUGUCAUGUGAGGGUGUUUCGCGCCCAUCCAGCCCCUCGUCUGACGUGUACUGGAACAGUUAUGGUAGGAUUUCCGCUGGUGACUCCCCUGAACUGCCCCGAACUGCUCGACUGCCAACCUCUGCUCAAGAUUCCGCUGAAGACGCAUAUUGGAACUCUUACUCAAUGCCUGACAUGUCUGGAUUUGUGUAUGAGACACAGGGCUUGGACCAAGAAUUACUUUAUGCAUACGGGAGAGAUAAUGAGUCUUACACAGUAGAAAGGGGCCUGGAAACCCAUUAUGACGAGUUUACAGAUGUUCAUCACGAAGAGACUCGGGCCGUCGUUUUCGAGGGCGAUGGACAUGUGGAUCAACGCAGAAUACUGAGUGCCUAUGAGCCGGGCCGGUAUACUAUGGAAGCUGUGGAGAAGGUAGAGUCCCAUGCUGCGCGGUUAACCCGCGCCCUUCUUCCUUUGCUGUCACUUCAGGAGUACAUUGAGAAGAACCCCCCACAGGAGGGAGACCCUUCCCCCGACAGCAGCGUGGACGAUCGCGACACGACCGGAGCUACCCACUCGCCGCUACCCCUCUCUCGGGAAGAUGGAGUCGUGGUUGCGUUGGAGAAGGCGGCACCCUCUACAAAUCCAUCUUUGUCUGCGGCGCCACUCGAUGAAGUCGAAACAGCAGUUGCCGACUCUGUCCGUGGACUUUAUAAACUCUGGAUCUCAUCAAAGACUAGCCCAAUCGGUCACGUUUCCCAAGACGCAGGACAUUUGCGGAAGAUGUUCUUGUCGCUUGUUGAGAAUGCCCUUCCUUGUGGAGAUUAAGCAUCAGAGAGUUAUCUUGCCCUCCUUCGUCGAGCGCAGGGAUUCAACUUGGCCCAUAUGUCAAUUUCCUUUGCACAUCGUCAAUAUCUGUUCGCCCCCGCACCAACCUUCUUCUCUUAUUCAUUCACCUCGGCUCGGGCCCACGCAUUCGCUUCAUACCAACCAAUUAUCACAGCACUCAAUCCUUCCCCAGCAUUAUGGCUCAAUUAUACAAAUUACAGCGCAUAAGAAAUCAUAUCUUUCAUUGCAAUAAAUUGUAACUUGUUGAUCCGCCUGCAAUUACCACAGUCAUUUUCUCUUUUCUUAUUCCUUGUUGGCUAAGGGGGCUCACGAGUCAUCGAUAAAUCUUCCCU
Messenger RNA from Cantharellus anzutake, 1580 nucleotides. RefSeq lists its product as uncharacterized. NCBI's taxonomy places the organism in Eukaryota, Fungi, Basidiomycota, Agaricomycetes, Cantharellales, Hydnaceae. The record is from RefSeq and is a predicted model, not a curated record. The transcript has 3 exons. The annotation marks the transcript as partial.